AUGAAUCCUCUGAUGCUCCUGUAAGGCUUCAGAAGGAUCAUACUUCCCCAUACCUCUAUUCAUCAGUAGCACAGAGGAGCUACUAUCACCUGUUUGGUCAUAAGUUAGUGUUUUCACCAGUUGCACAGAGGAGCUACGAUCAUCUGAGCUCCAUACUACAAAUGUAGUUUGAGGAGUUAGCAAGGUAACUUUGGUCAACUCUUGAGUUCAACUCGGGAUAACUGGUACCACAAAAGUGGCUCACAUUUUAGCCAGGUACAUUUCUAUGACAACGAAUCCUUCAGAACUAACCUGCUCCGGGGCAGGCUAACUCAGGGCUAACUACAUUUAUCCUGAAUGAAAUGACUGGGCCGCAAGUUGAGGACCAAAUAAAUAAAAUUCCUUCCCUCUCGCAAAGAUUGCGUCAUCAUCCACUUCAUUUGAGGAAGACACCUGAUUUAAGUAUUUGAUUAAUCAAAUGUGUUUCUGUGUGUUAAAAAAUAGUAAUGUUAAAAUACCUAUCACAUUACACAUUUAAUAUUUACAAAUGCAUUUGAAACUUCAUGCACAGUAAAACUUUUGGCAGGUGGAAGAGCAUCCACUAUGGAUGGAGUCUGAGCUGGAAUGUGAAGAAGCUAGCUUUAGGAAACCCUGAGAAUAUCUAGCUUGCUUGGUAGUAUUACCCCUCUGUUUGGUCAUACGUUAGUAUUUUCACCAGUUGCACAGAGGAGCUACGAUCACCUGUUUGAGUUAGUCAUUUCCAGGCAUUGGAAGCUGGUGUCAACUGUUCACAGGGUUCGUAGGUUACUUUGUAAAUGUAGGCCUAAUCCGUUACAAUUACUAGUUAUCUGUCUAAAAUAAUCAGUAAUCAGUAAUGUAACUUUUAGAUUACUUUCCCCUUAAGAGGAAUUAGAAGAAGACAAACUGAAUAUUACCAAUUGACAUCUAUUGCAGGAUAAUCAAUGUUAGAGUUUACAUAGUUGGCCGUCAAUGGAUGUUGCAUUUUACUUUAUGGGUUGGUUAUGUAGGCUUCUUCUAACCCAUUGCAUUAUUUUAAUACAGCUACUAAUAUGAUUAGGCUAUAUCUUUACAUUGAAAACCAAAGUCUGUCAGAUUUCCAGUCAUUACAAUUUUUUUAAUACCCCUUGAUCUUCAAAAAUAGGACUUGGGAAUAUAGAAAUAUAAAUGCCAAAUUGUUUUACCUUAGCAUACCCCAAAAACUAAGGACUUAUUAGCCUACUCUGUUUUUUAUUUAUUUUAUUUAACCUUUAUUUAACCACAUACGAGAGAUAAAGAUAGGGAGAUAAAGAUACAGGGAGAGAUAAUGUUAGAGAGAUAAAGAUAGAGAGAUACAGUUAGAGAGAGAGAUAAAGAUAGGGGGAUAAAGUUAGAGAGAGAGAUAAAGAUAGAGAGAUAAAGUUAGAGAGAGAGAUAAAGAUAGAGAUAAGUUGAGAGAUAAAGUAGAGGAGAUAAAGAUAGGGAUAAAGUUAGAGAGAGAGAUACAGAUAGAGAGAUAAAGUUAGAGAGAGAGAUAAAGAUAGGGAGAUAAAGUUAGAGAGAGAGAUAAAGAUAGAGAGAUAAAGUUAGAGAGAGAGAUAAAGACAGAGAGAUAAAGUUAGAGAGAGAGAUAAAGACAUAGAGAUAAAGUUAGAGAGAGAUAAAGAUAGAGAGAUAAAGUUAUAGAGAGAGAUAAAGAUAGAGAGAUAAAGUUAGAGAGAGAUAAAGAUAGGGAGAUAACGUUAGAGAGAGAGAGAUAAAGAUAGAGAGAUAAAGUUAGAGAGAGAGAUAAAGAUAGGGAGAUAAAGUUAGAGAGAGAUACAGAUAGAGAGAUAAAGUUAGAGAGAGAGAUAAAGAUAGAGAGAUACAGUUAGAGAGAGAGAUAAAGAUAGAGAGAUACAGUUAGAGAGAGAGAUAAAGAUAGGGAGAUACAGUUAGAGCAGCGGAAGAUAGCGAGCGUAAGUUAGAGAGAGGAAUAAAGUAGGAGAUCAGUUAGGAGCGGAUAGAUAGAGAGAUACAGUAGAGAGAGAGAUAAUGAUAGGGGAUAUAAUUUCAGAGAGAGCUCCGCUCGCGACGGAGAUCCCGUUCCCGUGAGCGGAGAUAAGAUAGGAGUACAGUUCGCGCGAGCUCCCGCUGCUCCUUUAAAGAUAGGAGCUACAGUUAGAGCGAGAGAUAAAGACAGAGACAUCCAGUUGAGCAGAGAUCAAGAUAGAGCGAUUACAGUUAGCAGAGACAGAGAAUACAGUAUAGGGAGAUCCCGUUAGAGAGUAGAAGAGAUAAAGAUAGGGAGAUAAAGUUAUAGAGAGAGAUAAAGGUAGAGAGAGAUUUUAUUUUUAUUUUAUUUCACCUUUAUUUAACCAGGUAAGCCAGUUGAGAACAAGUUCUCAUUUACAACUGCGACCUGGCCAAGAUAAAGCAAAGCAGUGCGAUUAAAAACAACAACAGAGUUACAUAUGGGGUAAACAAAACGUACAGUCAAUAACACAAUAGAAAAUCUAUAUACAGUGUGUGCAAAUGUAGUAAGUUAUGGAGGUAAGGCAAUAAAUAGGCCAUAGUGAAAAAUAAUUACAAUUAGUAUUAACACUGGAAUGAUAGAUGUGCAAGAGAUGAUGUGCAAAUAGAGAUACUGGGGUGCAAAUGAGCAAAAUAAAUAACAAUGUAAAUAAUGUCGUAGCCGGCCGCGACUGGGAGACCCAUGGGGCGGCGCACAAUUGGCCCAGCGUCGUCCAGGGUAGGGGAGGGAAUGGCCGGCAGGGAUGUAGAUCAGUUGGUAGAGCAUAUCGUUUGCAACGCCAGGGUGGUGGGUUCGAUUCCCACAGGGGGGCAGUAUAAAAAAUGACUUUAAAAAAUAUAUUUAAAACAUUUUAUUAUAUUGUUUAAGACCUUGAGCGUGGCUGAGGUGCACCCAUGACCAGCUCGGAAACCAGAUCGCAUAGCGGAGAAGGUACGGUGGGAUUCGAAAUGGUCGGUGAUCUGUUUGUUAACUUGGCUUUCAAAUACUUUUCGAAAGGCAGGGCAGGAUGGAUAUAGGUCUGUAACAGUUUGGAUCUAGAGUGUCACCCCCUUUGAAGAGGGGGAUGACCGCGGCAGCUUUCCAAUCUCUGGGGAUCUCAGACGUUACAAAAGAGAGGUUGAACAGGCUAGUAAUAGGGGUUGCGACAAUUUUGGCGGCUAAUUUUAGAAAGAAAGGGUCCAGAUUGUCUAGCCCAGCUGAUUUGUAGGGGCAGUCUAGUCUGGGGUGAACAAGGGGCUAUAUAUAUUCUUAGUUCUGAAUUUUUUGAAUGGGGCAUGCUUAUUUAAGAUGGAGAGGAAAGCACUUUUGAAGAACAUCCAGGCAUCCUCUACUGACGGAAUGAGGUCAAUAUCCAUCCAGGAUAACCGGGCCAGGUCAAUUAGAAAGGCCUGCUCGCUAAAGUGUUUUAGGGAGCGUUUGACAGUGAUGAGGGUUGGUCGUUUGACCGCGGACCCAUUACGGACGCAGGCAAUGAAGCAGUGAUCGCUGAGAUCCUGGUUGAAGACAGCGGAGGUGUAUUUAGAGGGUAAAUUAGUCAGGAUGAUAUCUAUGAGGGUGCCCAUGUUUACGGAUUUAGGGUUGUACCUGGUAGGUUCCUUGAUAAUUUGUGUGAGAUUGAGGGCAUCUAGUUUAGAUUGUAGGAUGGCCGGGGUGUUAAGCAUAUCCCAGUUUUAGGUCACCAAGCAGUACGAACUCAGUUCACAUAUGGUGUCCAGGGCACAGCUGGGGGCUGAGGGGGGGUCUGUAGCAAGCGGCGACAGUGAGAAACUUAUUUCUGUAAAGGUGGAUUUUUAGAAGUAGAAGCUCAAACUGUUUGGGCACAGACCUGGAUAGUACGAUAGAGCUCUGCAGGCUAUCUCUACAGUAGAUUGCAACUCCGCCCCCCUUGUUGUUUAUGAUUUGGUUGUCAUGGAGGACUGAUUGUGGCUCAUUGUUUCGAGUUGAAAAAGAAACGCUGCUCUUACGGGAUAGCAUGCUUUGAGCACUAUCAAAAAGUGCUAUUUGCAUGUGGAAAAAUGGAAGCUGCAUAGGCCUUAUUGUUUACGUGUGUUGGUGACACUUUGAUAUCUCGAUCAUUUGCAGCUGGAUAAGUCUAUCAAAGAAAAGUGCGAGUUUGAGCGUGUGUCUGUUAGGUCUAUGGAUUUUUCUUUUAUCAGCAUGAAAUAGAUCGAGCAGUUAAAGUCUUCUUAAAUGAAAACUGUUUUUUUUUUACAGUAUGGAGCACAACACCAUGGAUGAGGUUAGAAGGGAGGGAGAGGAACUCCCUCAGACUGUUGUUCCGUAGGCUGGGAUCCACACUAUGCAGCUGUUGUUGAAGAGGUCCUCUGUAGCUCAGCUGGUAGAGCACGGCGCUUGUAACGCCAGGGUAGUGGGUUCGAUCCCCGGGAUACACCCAUACACAAAAAUGUAUGCACACACGACUGUAAGUUUCUUUGGAUAAAAGCGUCUGCUAAAUGGCAUAUUAUUAUAUAUUACUGUUGCAACAGCGCAUUUUUCACUGACUGUCCACUGGUCGCAAAAAAAACAACAAUGAUUGAUAGGCAGCUUAAAUUUCUUCAAUUCAACCAUUAUUGGGUUAACAUUCACAUACACCAGAGAAACAGACAGUUUAAUGUACUGAGUGUACAAAACAUUAGGAACACAACUAAUAUUGAGUUGCACCCCCUUUUGCCCUCAGAACAGCUUCAAUUCCACAGAGAUGCUGGCCCAUGUUGACUCCAAUGCUUCCCACAGUUGGCUGGAUGUCCUUUGGGUGGUGGACCAUUCUUGAUACACACGGGAAACUGUUGAGCGUGAAAACCCAGCAGCGUUAAAGAUCUUGACACACUUAAACCGGUGCGCCUGGCACCUGCUACCAUACCCCGUUCAAAGGCACUUCAAUAUUUUGUCUUGCCCAUUCACCCGUCUGAAUGGCACACAUACACAUCCAUGUUUCAAUUGUCUCAAGGCUUAAAAAUCCUUCUUUAACCUGUCUCCUCCCCUUCAUCUACACUGAUUGAAGUGGAUUUAACAAGUUACAUCAAUAAGGGAUCAUAGCUUUCACCUGGAUUCACCUGGUCAGUCUAUGUCAUGGAAAGAGCAGGUGUUCUUAAUGUUUUGUACACUCAGGGUACAUUUGAACAGCCAUCCACAACAACCACAAUCCGUAAGGAGCAAAUAGCUAAAUGAGAGCGCAGCAGUGUGAUUCACAUCAAUGCGCUAUGUAGACAUCAAUAUUAAGUGAUAUCCAUAUCACCCAUAGACUACACCACUGCUGUCGUCCUUACCUCCAAGCGUUUAUUCAAGUUGGAAAAUCUUCGGAUACCGACAGCAGUCGCACCAUUGGAUGCCGACAUCAGUCAUCCCCAUUGGAUGCCGACAGCAGGAUGCCGACAUCAGUCGCACCAUUGGAUGCCGACAUCAGUCGCACCAUUGGAUGCCGACAUCAGUCGCACCAUUGGAUGCCGACAGCAGGAUGCCGACAUCAGUCGCACCAUUGGAUGCCGACAUCAGUCGCACCAUUGGUAGACAGGACUGCAGCCUUUUUAUUCUUGCUCUUUUCCUGCAAUCCAUCAAACACAUUUGGUGUGACAUCAUAGGGGUCAGACUUGGGGUCAGACUCACUCAGGUAGAUUUUAUUUUUAUUUUUUACUUGCGCCUUUUUUCAAUGCUGAUUUUAAUGUGAUUGAGAAAACAGAAAGGUGUCAAAUAUUUCGCAAACAUCCUUUCUGAAUUUAAAUGUCAUCCUAGAAGUAAGCAUAUACUUUUCAAAAGUAUCUGUAAUCUGAUUACAAUAUAUUUGCUGUUAACGUAACAGAUUAGAGUUAUAGUUUUGGGGUAAGCCGUUCCAUGUAGUGAGUUACUCCCCAUCCCUGACUGCUCAGAUGUUAAAUCCAAGGCAUUGGAUUUUUCAACCGUUCCCUUUAUUUCUAACAUUGCUCUCUCCAUCACCACAGUCGAUCGAAAUCGGCCCCCGACCAGGCGGGUCAAUCUCUGGGUCAGGUCCUGGAUGAGUCCCCUUACCUGGAGCCUUUCCUCCACGAGCUCCAUGAUGAGGAGCAACAGCGCCCUCUGGAGGACAGCCCCCUGCCCCACAUGCUGCUGCCCCAUCACUCCCAAAGCCUGGAGCUGAUGGACAAGAUGGACCGCAAGCUGAAGAAGAAACGACGCAACAAGCAGAAGAAACACCAGAGAAACAGACAGUUUAAUGACCUCUGGGUCCGCAUCGAGGAGAGGUGAGAGAGCACUGUGACGGUUGUGCUGUGUGUGUAAAUGAUCUAGUGAUACAAGUCCUAAAGCCUUUAGUAUUAGAGUGUGCCUCAGUUGGGUCAUUGGUUCAAUUUCCACAGAGAUCGCUUUUGGAUAAAAGCGUCUGCUAAAUGGUAUAUGUUAAAUGACUACGGGUGGUAAUUAGAUGCGAUGUGUGUUCUUUAGAAUGUGACACCACAGGCAUUACAUUAACCUCAUCUUAGAUGUCAAGACAGUUGGUUCAGUUCAUCUCGUCUCAGGUAGGUAUCACUUCACUGCUUAAGUCUUGUCAGUACUUGGGGGGUUACUGCUCUGUCUAGGGGAUCUAACCUCUAACAGACGCUUCCUGAUAGAAAUCCUGCAGGCACAACCACACAUCAUAUCACAUCACAACCACCAUACGUCUCCAACACACAUGUUAUUUAUGGGAAUUCGUCCAGACUGGUUCUCUAUUGGUUCAGUGUUAUGGAUCCUGAGAAGGAAACACAUCCAGGAGGUUGGGUAGCUGCAGGUAAGAGACCUUUGUGACAAAAACAUGAUCCUAUUUUGAGAAAUUUUAAUACGAUCACAAAGAGAGCGUUGUUGAAUUUGCUAUAAAGAACAACCACAUGAUUGUUACUUGGUUGAUUCUCUGACUGACUGGUUAUUUAUAAAUACAGGGCCAGUUUCCUAAACCUGGACUGAAAAGCUCAAUGGAAAAUGUCAAUUGAAAGGGAAACCAGCCCUUAGUUUAAUUCAAAAUAUCCAGGAAUUAUUGUAGACAUGUAAGUCAUGUUAUAACUUGACCAAUGUAGCUUUUUAACUUUCAAGGCUGACAAAAAAUUCAAAAUAAUCAUUUUAGUCAAAAUAAUUGAACAAGUACAUUCAGUUGUCUUCCUCCACGCGGCCAAUAGUAGUUGUCAAAUCUGUCCUGAGGCGAUGGGUGGAAACUGGUUCCAGAUUCAAACCGGCCAGCCGUUUGUUGAGCCCAAAUGGAGGCCGUCUGUUGACACAGAUGGAGGAUAUGAAUGUAAUUUACAAUUUCAAACACUGAAACAAUUUAUCCCAACUUCCAUUUCGGUGUUUCUGCCUGCUGAAAGUCCAGGGUCUGUCGGACGGACGGCUCGCUCCACUCCUUGAAGCCCUCCUGUCAGCCAGAAACCGUUUCCAGACUUGAUUUAUUUAUUCUCCUGUUUACUGUGUCUGGUUUAGUUAGAGAACAUACCAUGAACAUUUAGCAUGCAUUCCAAAUGGCCCCCCUAUUCACUAUGGGCUCUGGUCAAAAGUAGUGCACUAUAAAGGGAAAUGGGAUGCCAUUUGUGACGCAGCCAUAGACAAUCCCAGUCCUGAAAUGAAAAUAACCUGAAGUUUCUAGACACAUUUUCCCCCAAAGUCUACUUCAGACGUUUGUAUAUUAUGUCUGAAAAAAUGUUUUAAUUUGGUACAUUAAUAAUAAUUAAUAUUCAGGGCUUUGAUUCAGGAAAGUAGCCUGCAGAGUUUCCCUCUAAACAUAUGGCUGUGCGUCCCAAAUGGGACCCUAUUCCCUAUGUAGUGCACUACUUUUGACCAGAUGCCUGUAUAGGGAAUAGGGUGCCAUUUGGGACAUAAGCACAGUGUGUUUCCAGUAGAGAGGAACGUCUCUCCAGUUGAUUUGACGCGUGGCCACAUACAGACAUUUACGUCAUUUAGCAGACUUACAGUAGCGAGUGCAUACAUCUUCAUGCUGGUGCCCCCCCGUGGGAUCGAACCCACAACCCUGGCGUUGCAAGUGCCAUGCCCUACCAAGUGAGGCACACCGGACUGAUUACGUCAGACCCGAUUGCACCUACUGAGUCCACUGGGCAACGCUUUUGUGAUGCAGGUUUUAACUCAAAUAAACCUGCUUCCGUCCCAAAUGGCACCCUAUUCCCUGUAUAGUGCAUGACCAGGGAUCAUCAUAGGGCUCUGGUCAAAAGUAGUGCACUAUAUAGGAAAUAGGGUGCUAUUUGGGACGCACCCCUGCUUAAAGGCUCAGUCAGAACUCCAGAUAAUAAAACAGAAAAAAAAUGAAUAACUAUUCUGAAUGUGACUUUCUAAUGCGAUCAGCAAUCCAGCCGUAGGCCAAAUCCAUGAAAACAUCCUGCCUGCUGUUGCCAAGGCCAAUCAAUGAAAACAAAAUAUUAUUAACUACAAGCAUAUGCCCAGUGAUGAAAAGAGUUGUAUUCCAGACUGAUUAAAUGUGCUGGGUCAUUUGGACCUCUGGUCAGUCCAACGAGAGAGUCUGAAAUGGCACCCUAUUCCCUAUAUAUAGUGCACUACUUUUGACCAGAGGCCUAUGGACCCUGGUUCACUAUUUAGGGAGUAGGGUUCCGUUUUGGGACGCAGCCCCUAGUCAUCACAGGCCUGCUUAUGGCCCAUUACACCUUCAGGGUACUUUACCAGGGUUCAGUCCUUUCCUUUCAAGUAGCAAAAUGUGGCAAUUACAACUUCAAUUGAACACUGUAUAAUGAAUGUAAUUAGAUUUUUUUAGAAUUUCAGUAUAUUUUUUAUUUUCUUUACUUUGUUGACUUUUCUCUCAGCCAAUGACGGCAGGCAGAGAGACCGAUCGGUUUGUUGUGAUUGGCUGAGUCCCAGUCAGCCCGUCCCUAGUUCCUGGUUCUAACGGGCUACAUUAAACGGGACACACUCUUUUCACGCCAUUUCGCCUGGUGGGCGGCGCUAUAGAUUGGCCGUAGAUUUCAGCAUACAUACCGGGUGAGUCAGUCAGUGUCGAUAACUUGUCUCACGUCCGGAUUGUGGAAUCUAUUCAACGCACAGCUAAACCAUAGAGUACUGGUUGGCGAAGCCUAACUACUGUAAUGGAUGAUGCUGUUUCAUCAGGGAGCCACAAAGAUGAAGUAAAAACCCAAUGUAGUCGCUGAAUUCACGUUAUGUGUCCACAGAAUAGAAAGAAGCUAAAAAAAAUGAUUUUAUAUUCCAAUUUCACAUUGUUUAAAGUUGAGAGAUAUCAUUCACGCAAAGUAACGACACUGGGUGUGUAAGUGCGCCUCCAGGACAAUAGGGUAAAGUUAGCCACAUGUAUAUGCCCUCUAAUAACUAAACUCAAUAAAAACAAGGUCAUAACUCCUCCGUUUCUAUUCAUAAUAUCAUUCAUAAAUAUAAUACCAUUUUAAAACAUUUUUUCCAUAAAUAAUAGUUUUUUUUAUUUAUCAGUAUAUUUAAGUUUAAUCAUAACAUUUGUUCUAAUAUUUGUUCUAUCUUUUCUGGAGGAUAAAACUGAAAUUGUAACUAGCUCUGUAUGGCUUGUUUAAGAAAGGGCGAUACUUUAAACAAAAAUUUCAUUUUCAAUUAUUCGUAAUUGAGAAGUUGUAAUCUGUAUAAAGGCAAAAAGGCCAUUUUUGAACAACGGAUGAGCCUUUCUUUAUAAUCUAAUGGAGAACCAAUUUGGGUUUAAGUAUAACUUACAGUGAGGGAAAAAAGUAUUUGAUCCCCUGCUGAUUUUGUAAAUUUGCCCACUGACAAAGAUAUGAUCAGUCUAUAAUUUCAAUGGUAGGUUUAUUUGAACAGUGAGAGACAGAAUAACAACAAAAAAAUCCAGAAAAACGCAUGUCAAAAAUGUUAUAAAUUGAUUUGCAUUUUAAUGAGGGAAAUAAGUAUUUAUAUAUUUUUAAAUGGACUGGAUCUUUAUACUUACCACCUGGGUCCUGUUUUAAUAGUAAGGAAAUCAGACCUUCUUGUUGACUACAUGAAAGUCUACAAUUUUUAUAGGAGUAAUUAAAACAUGCUAAUAAUGGAUCUUUGAGUACAUCAAAAAAAGGUCUGACAUACCUCUACUGGUGUACCAUCAAGCCCUGGUGUUUUUCCAGAGUGAAAAGUUCCUCUUCUGUAAGUUGGCCUUCACAAAGGUCAUUCUGUAAGUUGGCCUUCACGCAGGUCAUUCUGUAAGUUGGCCUUCACGCAGGUCAUUCUGUAAGUUGGCCUUCACACAGGUCAUUCUGUAAAUUGACCACAGGUCAUUCUGUAAGUUGGCCUUCACACAGGUCAUUCUGUAAAUUGGCCACAGGUCAUUCUGUAAAUUGACCACAGGUUAUUCUGUAAAUUGGCCACAGGUCAUUCUGUAAAUUGGCCACAGGUCAUUCUGUAAAUUGGCCACAGGUCAUUCUGUAAAUUGGCCACAGGUCAUUCUGUAAAUUGGCCACAGGUCAUUCUGUAAAUUGGCCACAGGUCAUUCUGUAAAUUGGCCACAGGUCAUUCUGUAAAUUGGCCACAGGUCAUUCUGUAAGUUGGCCACAGGUCAUUCUGUGAAUUUGUUAAUUUUACAUUAUUAUACAUCAUCUACAGUGGGGAGAACAAGUAUUUGAUACACUGCCGAUUUUGCAGGUUUUCCUACUUACAAAGCAUGUAGAGGUCUGUAAUUUUUAUCAUAGGUACACUUCAACUGUGAGAGACGGAAUCUAAAACAAAAAUCCAGAAAAUCACAUUGUAUGAUUUUUAAGUAAUUAAUUUGCAUUGUAUUGCAUGACAUAAGUAUUUGAUACAUCAGAAAAGCAGAACUUAAUAUUUGGUACAAAAUUCUUUGUUUGCAAUUACAGAGAUCAUACGUUUCCUGUAGGUCUUGACCAGGUUUGCACACACUGCAGCAGGGAUUUUGUCCCACUCCUCCAUACAGACCUUCUCCAGAUCCUUCAGGUUUCGGGGCUGUCGCUGGGAAAUACAGACAUUCAGCUCCCUCCAAAGAUUUUCUAUUGGGUUCAGGUCUGGAGACUGGCUAGGCCACUCCAGGACCUUGAUAUGCUUCUUACGGAGCCACUCCUUAGUUGCCCUGGCUGUGUGUUUCGGGUCGUUGUCAUGCUGGAAGACCCAGCCACGACCCAUCUUCAAUGCUCUUACUGAGGGAAGGAGGUUGUUGGCCAAGAUCUCGCGAUACAUGGCCCCAUCCAUCCUCCCCUCAAUAAGGUGCAGUCGUCCUCUCCCCUUUGCAGAAAAACAUCCCCAAAGAAUGAUGUUUCCACCUCCAUGCUUCACGGUUGGGAUGGUGUUCUUGGGGUUGUACUCAACCUUCUUCUUCCUCCAAACACGGCGAGUGGAGUUUAGACCAAAAAGCUCUAUUUUUGUCUCAUCAGACCACAUGACCUUCUCCCAUUCCUCCUCUGGAUCAUCCAGAAGGUCAUUGGCAAACUUCAGACGGGCCUGGACAUGCGCUGGCUUGAGCAGGGGGACCUUGCGUGCGCUGCAGGAUUUUAAUCCAUGACGGCGUAGUGUGUUACUAAUGGUUUUCUUUGAGACUGUGGUCCCAGUUAUCUUCAGGUCAUUGACCAGGUCCUGCCAUGUAGUUCUGGGCUGAUCCCUCACCUUCCUCAUGAUCAUUGAUGCCCCACGAGGUGAGAUCUUGCAUGGAGCCCCAGACCGAGGGUGAUUGACCGUCAUCUUGAACUUCUUCCAUUUCUUAAUAAUUGCGCCAACAGUUGUUGCCUUCUCACCAAGCUGCUUGUUUAUUGUCCUGUAGCCCAUCCCAGCCUUGUGCAGGUCUACAAUUUUAUCCCUGAUGUCCUUACACAGCUCUCUGGUCUUGGCCAUUGUGGAGAGGUUGGAGUCUGUUUGAUUGAGUGUGUGGACAGGUGUCUUUUAUACAGGUAACGAGUUCAAACAGGUGCAGUUAAUACAGGUAAUGAGUGGAGAACAGGAGGGCUUCUUUAAGAAAAACUAACAGGUCUGUGAGAGCCGGAAUUCUUACUGGUUGGUAGGUGAUCAAAUACUUAUGUCAUGCAAUAAAAUGCAAAUUAAUUACUUAAAAAUCAUACAAUGUGAUUUUCUGGAUUUUUGUUUUAGAUUCCGUCUCUCACAGUUGAAGUGUACCUAUGAUAAAAAUUACAGACCUCUACAUGCUUAGUAAGUGGAAAACCUGCAAAAUCGGCAGUGUAUCAAAUACUUGUUCUCCCCACUGUAUAUCUGUAGAGUGGGUUUCCUGUAAACAGUAGAUAUUAUAUUAUUUCUCCUUUAGCAGGUAAAAAUGGAUCUUCUUUUUUUAUACUAUACUUCAAUUAUACUACCACAACCAAUGUUUGUAAACGUAUCAUUAAAAAGCACCAUGAUGGUUAAAUUAUAAAUAGCUGUGCUAUAAUAUUUUCACUGUUAAGCAUACUGUAGCUGCAACUUUGGAAACCUCCAAUUAUCCUAAUAUCCCACCUACUAAACCCCCCCCCCCCCCCCCCACAACACAACUGAUUGGCUCAAACGCAUGAAGAAGGAAAGAUAUUCCACAAAUUAACUUUUAAGAAGGCACACCUGUUAAUUGAAAUGCAUUCCAGAUGACUACCUCAUGAAGCUGGUUGAGAGAAUAAAUAAUAAUAUGCCAUUUAGCAGACGCUUUUAUCCAAAGCGACUUACAGUCAUGCGUGCAUACAUUUUUUUUUUGUGUAUGGGUGGUCCCGGGGUUCGAACCCACUACCUUGGCGUUACAAGCGCCGUGCUCUACCAGCUGAGCUACAAGAGUGUGCAAAGCUGUCAUCAAGGCAAAGGGUGGCUAUCUGGUUACUACAUGAUUCCAUAUGUGUUAUUUCAUUUUUUUGAUGUCUUCACUAUUAUUCUACAAUGUGGAAAAUAGUAAAAAAUAAAAUAAAACCUUUGGACCGGUAGUGUAUAUCGCAAGACCACUUCGUUAUGUCCAUUACAUGCAAGACAUAUUUCAUGUAGUCCUCAUUACAUCCUGUUUUAUUCCCACAAAAAAGUAAGAAGGAAAAAGGAACAUAGAUUCUAACGGCUGCUAAUAACUGCCAGUAGAAAUGUGUCUUAGGCAUCACACCGCUGCGGGGACUUGCAUCCAUUCAUCCACAAGAGCAUUAGUGAGGUCGGGCACUGAUGUUGGGGGAUUAGGCCUGGCUCGCAGUCGGCGUUCCAAUUCAUCCCAAAGGUGUUCGAUGGGGUUGAGGUUAGGGUUCUGUGUAGGCCAGUCAAGUUCUUCCACACCGAUCUCAACAAACAAUUUCUGUAUGGACCUCGCUUUGUGCAAGGUGACAUUGUCAUGCUGAAACAGGAAAGGGCCUUUCCCAAACUGUUGCCACAAAGUUGGAAAGCACAGAAUCAUCUAGAAUGGCAUUGUAUGAAUGUAGCGCAGGGUUCUUCAAUUCCGGUCCUGGAGGGCCGAAACACCUCUGUUUUUCAUCCUCUCCUUCUAAUCAGGGGCUAAUUCAGACCUGGGACACCAGGUGAGUGCAAUUAACUACCAGGUAGAAAUAAAAAACAGAAGUGUUUCGGCCCUCCAGGACCGGAAUUGAAGAACCCUGCUGUAGCGUUAAGACUGCCGUUCACUUGAACUAAGGGGCCGAGCCCAAACCAUGAAAAACAGCCCCAGGCCAUUAUUCCUCCUCCACCAAAUUUUACAGUUGGCACUAUGCAUUGGGGCAGGUAGCGUUCUCCUGGCAUCCGCCAAACCCAGAUUCGUCCGUCGGACUGCCAGAUGGUGAAGCGUGAUUCAUCAAUCCAGUGAACUCAUUUCCACUGCUCCAGAGUCCAAUGGCGGCGAGCUUUACACCGCUCCAGCCAACACUUGGCAUUGCACAUUGUGGUUCUUAGGCUUGUGUGCAGCUGCUCGGCCAUGGAAACACAUUUCAUGAAGCUCCCGAUGAACAGUUCUUGUUCUGACGUUGCUUCCAGAGGCAGUUUGGAACUCGGUAGUGAGUGUUGCAACCUGUGAGUUCAUUGUUCACUUUUGGGAAAACUGGUCCAGCCACUUGGUAGAUAUCUAUCAUUAAUUUAAAUAAAUCUAAACGAUGUUCUGUUAUGAAAGAUUGUAAACUAUAAAGUAUAAACCCACCAGAGCUUAAUUUAUCAAUGAGGUCCCAGGCGGAGUGUUCGCAGUUGAACGUGGACACGCAUUGAAUCCCACACCUACAGUCCACUACCUGGCAACAGUCCACUACCUGACAACAGUCCACUACCUGGCAACAGUCCACUACCUGGAAACAGUCCACUACCUGGCAACAGUCCACUACCUGACAACAGUCCACUACCUGACAACAGUCCAAGGUUCUGGAGUUCUCUGUUUAGCACCUUCAUGUAGUAUUAGCAGUUAAAGGUAGACUCAGUGAGCAGCACCGCAGAUACUGAGAUGAGCGAGAUGCAACACUUCGCUCUCAUUGAGCCUCACACUUCAACGCUCUUAGAUGUUGCGGAAUUUGACCCACUAUGAUGUUUACAUCCUGCAUCUACGUCAUACUGCUGAGUCUACCUUUAAACUAGAAACAUUAUCAAUAUUUGGCAUCAUCAUGUAGAAACAGUUCAACUGGGAACAGUAUCAUAAUUUGGCAUCAUCAUGUAGAAACAGUUCAACUGGGAACAGUAUCAAUAUUUGGCAUCAUCAUGUAGAAACAGUUCAACUGGGAACAGUAUCAUAAUUUGGCAUCAUCAUGUAGAAACAGUUCAACUGGGAACAGUAUCAAUAUUUGGCAUCAUCAUGUAGAAACAGUUCAACUGGGAACAGUAUCAAUAUUUGGCAUCAUCAUGUAGAAACAGUUCAACUGGGAACAGUAUCAAUAUUUGGCGUCAUCAUGUAGAAACAGUUCAACUGGGAACAGUAUCAAUAUUUGGCAUCAUCAUGUAGAAACAGUUCAACUGGGAAAAGUAUCAAUAUUUGGCAUCAUCAUGUAGAAACAGUUCAACUGGGAACAGUAUCAUAAUUUGGCAUCAUCAUGUAGAAACAGUUCAACUGGGAACAGUAUCAAUAUUUGGCAUCAUCAUGUAGAAACAUCCUAUCAAAGAUGAAUCUAACAUGACUCCUAUCCAAGAGGAAUCUAACAUGACUCCUAUCCAAGAUGAAUCUAACAUGACUCCUAUCCACGAUGAAUCUAACAUGACUCCUAUCCAAGAUUAAUCUAACAUGACUCCAACCAAUCUUAAUCUAACAUGACUCCUAUCCAAUCUUAAUCUAACAUGACUCUUAUCCAAGAUUAAUCUAACAUGACUCCUAUCCAAGAUGAAUCUAACAUGACUCCUAUCCAAGAUGAAUCUAACAUGACUCCUAUCCAAUCUUAAUCUAACAUGACUCCUAUCCAAUCUUAAUCUAACAUGACUCCUAUACAAGAUGAAUCUAACAUGACUCCUAUCCAAGAUGAAUCUAACAUGACUCCUAUCCAAGAUGAAUCUAAAAUGACUCCUAUCCAAGAUGAAUCUAACAUGACUCCUAUCCAAGAUGAAUCUAACAUGACUCCUAUCCAAGAUUAAUCUAACAUGACUCCUAUCCAAGAUUAAUCUAACACGACUCCUAUCCAAGAUUAAUCUAACAUGACUCCUAUCCAAGAUGAAUCUAACAUGACUCCUAUCCAAGAUGAAUCUAACAUGACUCCUAUCCAAGAUGAAUUCUAACAUGACUCCUAUCCAAGAUGAAUCUAACAUGACUCCUAUCCACGAUGAAUCUAACAUGACUCCUAUCCAAGAUGAAUCUAACAUGACUCCUAUCCAAUCUUAAUCUAACAUGACUCCUAUCCAAUCUUAAUCUAACAUGACUCUUAUCCAAGAUGAAUCUAACAUGACUCAUAUCCAAGAUGAAUCUAACAUGACUCCUAUCCAAUCUUAAUCUAACAUGACUCCUAUCCAAUCUUAAUCUAACAUGACUCCUAUACAAGAUGAAUCGAACAUGACUCCUAUCCAAGAAGAAUCUAACAUGACUCCUAUCCAAGAUGAAUCUAACAUGACUCCUAUCCAAGAUUAAUCUAACAUGACUCCUAUCCAAUCUUAAUCUAACAUGACUCCUAUCCAAUCUUAAUCUAACAUGACUCCUAUCCAAGAUGAAUCUAACAUGACUCCUAUCCAAGAUGAAUCUAACAUGACUCCUAUCCAAGAUUAAUCUAAGAUGACUCCUAUCCAAGAUGAAUCUAACAUGACUCCUAUCCAAGAUGAAUCUAACUUGACUCCUAUCCAAUCUUAAUCUAACAUGACUCCUAUCCAAGAUGAAUCUAACAUGACUCCUAUCCAAGAUGAAUCUAACAUGACUCCUAUCCAAGAUGAAUCUAACAUGACUCCUAUCCAAGAUGAAUCUAACAUGACUCCUAUCCAAGAUGAAUCUAACAUGACUCCUAUCCACGAUGAAUCUAACAUGACUCCUAUCCAAGAUGAAUCUAACAUGACUCCUAUCCAAUCUUAAUCUAACAUGACUCCUAUCCAAUCUUAAUCUAACAUGACUCUUAUCCAAGAUGAAUCUAACAUGACUCCUAUCCAAGAUGAAUCUAACAUGACUCCUAUCCAAGAUGAAUCUAACAUGACUCCUAUCCAAUCUUAAUCUAACAUGACUCCUAUCCAAUCUUAAUCUAACAUGACUCCUAUACAAGAUGAAUCGAGCAUGACUCCUAUCCAAGAUGAAUCUAACAUGACUCCUAUCCAAGAUGAAUCUAACAUGACUCCUAUUCAAGAUGAAUCUAACAUGACUCCUAUCCAAUCUUAAUCUAACAUGACUCCUAUCCAAUCUUAAUCUAACAUGACUCCUAUCCAAGAUGAAUCUAACAUGACUCCUAUCCAAGAUGAAUCUAACAUGACUCCCAUCCAAGAUUAAUCUAACAUGACUCCUAUCCAAUCUUAAUCUAACAUGACUCCUAUCCAAUAUGAAUCUAACAUGACUCCUAUCCAAGAUGAAUCUAACAUGACUCCCAUCCAAGAUUAAUCUAACAUGACUCCUAUCCAAUCUUAAUCUAACAUGACUCCUAUCCAAUAUGAAUCUAACAUGACUCCUAUCCAAGAUGAAUCUAACAUGACUCCUAUCCAAGAUGAAUCUAACUUGACUCCUAUCCAAUCUUAAUCUAACAUGACUCCUAUCCAAUAUGAAUCUAACAUGACUCCUAUCCAAGAUGAAUCUAACUUGACUCCUAUCCAAGAUGAAUCUAACAUGACUCCUAUCCAAGAUGAAUCUAACAUGACUCCUAUCCAAGAUGAAUCUAACAUGAAUCCUAUCCAAUCUUAAUCUAACAUGACUCCUAUCCAAUCUUAAUCUAACAUGACUCCUAUCCAAGAUGAAUCUAACAUGACUCCUAUCCAAGAUGAAUCUAACAUGACUCCUAUCCAAGAUGAAUCUAACAUGAAUCCUAUCCAAUCUUAAUCUAACAUGACUCCUAUCCAAUCUUAAUCUAACAUGACUCCUAUCCAAGAUGAAUCUAACAUGACUCCUAUCCAAGAUGAAUCUAACAUGAAUCCUAUCCAAUCUUAAUCUAACAUGACUCCUAUCCAAGAUGAAUCUAACAUGAAUCCUAUCCAAUCUUAAUCUAACAUGCAAUCCUCUUGUCUCUCUUGUCUCUCAGCACUACAGUCGAGUCCCCUCCUCCUCCGCUGGUCCGUAUUGUUAAUGGUUACAUCACCGUACGGCCUCACCACCACGACCACGAGAGAGGCCACGCCCACGGCAGAGCCAAUUACAACAGGUUGUUGUCAGACUCCUCCGCCUCUACGCCAUGGUCUUUCCUCUGGUUACUGUUUACAGUGUUGGGUCAUAUCUGGUUUCUCUACUAG
Molecule: messenger RNA, 17665 nt
Organism: Coregonus sp. 'balchen'
Lineage: Eukaryota; Metazoa; Chordata; Actinopteri; Salmoniformes; Salmonidae
Source: the annotation of a GenBank genome assembly